AUGAACUUUCCUCUUUAAAGGGUCAGAUGGAUGCACUAGCCACAUACAGCUCAACGACAGAACUCGUGCUGCCGGUGUUCACAGAGGUAACUUCUUAAGAUGCGACCAGAAGGACCUGUUAACACCCAAAUGGUACAGGUUUACCGGGGGAUCAGGCAAUAUGAUGCCCACCUCCUGUGUUCCAAAACAUUACUGUGGAACGCACGCGCCAGGAUGGCUAAGUGGCUCGCAUCCAACAAGCGUCGGACAGACCGUCAACGGGAAAGUUUGUUUCCACUGGGGAGGGAGUUGUUGCCACUGGCAUGCUAACGUCCAGAUUAAGAAAUGCAAUGGUUUUUACGUUUACAAACUUGAAAGCACACCCGUAUGUUGGCUUCGCUAUUGCGGAAAUGCAGGAUAUGAUAUAUGCAAGAUAAACAACCCGUGUAAAAAUGGCGCUACCUGCAAAUUAAAGAAUGAUGGUUACACUUGCCUCUGCAAGGCUGGUUAUCAGGGAAUCAACUGCGAACAAGAUGUAAAUGAGUGCAAUACCCGACCGUGCCUUAACGGUGGAGCAUGCCAGAAUCUACCAGGAAGUUACAAGUGUAACUGCAAACCGGGAUUUAUUGGAAAACACUGCGAGACUGUCCUGGACGCAUGCUCGCACUAUCAGGUACUGAAUGACAGAUGGAGAGCAGCCAGUGUCCACAGAGGUAACACCCUAAAGUGUGACCAGAAAGAUCUGGUAACGCCCAAAUGGUACAGAUUUACCGGAGCAGCUGGAACUAUGAUGCCCACCUCCUGUAUUCCAAAGCAUUACUGUGGUACGCACGCUCCCGGAUGGCUAAGCGGAUCCCAUCCAACGAACGUCGGGCAAGUUGUCAACGGGAAAGUGUGCUUCCAUUGGAGUGGAAGCUGUUGCCGUUGGCAUGCUAACAUCCAGAUAAAGAGGUGCAACGGCUUCUAUGUGUACAAAUUAGCCAAGACUCCAGUAUGCUGGCUUCGUUACUGUGGAAAUGCAGGAUUUGAUGCAUGCAAAGCGAAUAAGCCGUGUCAAAAUGGUGCUUCCUGUAUCGCAAAGAAUGAUGGUUAUACUUGCCUGUGUAAACCUGGUUUUCAAGGGGUGAACUGCGAACAAGAUAUCAACGAGUGUAUAACAAAGCCUUGUGUUAACGGUGGAACAUGUGAAAACCUGCAAGGAAGCUACAGAUGCAAGUGUAGACCAGGAUUUCUGGGGAAACAUUGUGAAACUGUGUUUGACCCUUGCUUACAUUAUGAGCAACUGAAUGAUCGACAACGUGCCGCAAGUGUCCACAGAGGUAACAGCCUAAAAUGUGACCAGAAAGACCUUGCAACACCCAAAUGGUACAGAUUUACUGGAGCAGCUGGAACUAUGAUGCCUACCUCCUGUGUUCCAAAGCAUUACUGUGGAACGCAUGCACCGGGGUGGCUAAGCGGAUCCCAUCCAACAAACGUAGGACAAGUUGUCAACGGCAAAGUGUGCUUCCAUUGGAGUGGAAGCUGCUGCCAUUGGCAUGCCAACGUCCAGAUAAAGAAGUGCACCAAUUUUUUCGUGUAUAAACUUGUCAGGACACCAGUGUGUUGGCUUCGUUACUGUGGAAAUGCAGGAUUUGAUCCAUGUAAAGCAAGCAAGCCUUGCCAAAACGGCGCCACCUGUGUUAAUAACAAUGGUGAUUACACUUGUCUCUGUAAGCCUGGCUACCAGGGAAGAAAUUGCGAGCAAGAUGUAGAUGAAUGUAAAAACAAUCCUUGUAAAAACGGUGGGAAGUGCACUAAUUUGAUGGGAAGUUACAGAUGUGACUGCGCUCAAGGAUUUACAGGCAAACACUGUGAUCAAGACAUAGACGAAUGCAAGGAAAAUAACCCCUGCAAGAAUGGUGCUACUUGCAUUAACCUGAUUGGCGGAUUUGAAUGCAAAUGUCCGUCUGGUUAUCAAGGAGACACCUGCGAUCAGGAUAUUGAUGAAUGCAUUAACAAUCCUUGCAAGAACACCGGUAACUGUUCCAACACUAUUGGCGGUUACAACUGCAAGUGCAUCCUCGGAUUUGAAGGGAAGGAUUGUGAGAAUGAUGUUGAUGAAUGCAAAGGAAGUAACCCUUGCAAAAAUGGUGGAACGUGCGAGAACAAGAUAGGUACCUACAAGUGCAUCUGCCCAGAUGGAGUUACAGGAUUUAACUGCGAGACAAGUAUGUGAUACCGACAACAAAUAUAACGUAUCCAGCAAUUUUUUUGUGAUGUUAAUGUUGAUGUAACUGCCUCAUAAUCGAAAAUUUUUGAGUCAAGAAAGAAGUAUGACGAGUGAUUGACAAAUAUUUUUGAUAAGAAACGCUUGGACUGUAUGUCUCGUUGUUGUUGGUGGUGGUGGUGAUGAGACAAACAGUAACACAAACUGCCGUCAAUUCAACGUUUUAUGCCUGUCUUUCAUAAACACAAUUGAUUGUAACCCGCGAGUUUCCAGAACCACCCUUCGCAGGAAUCUUACAUUAGGAAGGCAAAGAAUGGUUACACAGGAGUUUCUUACCCAGGGAUAUAACGAUGGCCAGCAUACACCUCGUAUCCACGACACU
This is a messenger RNA of Orbicella faveolata, 2567 nucleotides long. RefSeq lists its product as uncharacterized. Gene Ontology annotation, biological process: Notch signaling pathway. The record is from RefSeq and is a predicted model, not a curated record. Gene Ontology annotation, molecular function: calcium ion binding; Notch binding. Lineage: Eukaryota; Metazoa; Cnidaria; Anthozoa; Scleractinia; Merulinidae.